Cyprinus carpio (common carp) is the source of this 784-nucleotide messenger RNA. RefSeq names its product protein CutA homolog. Gene Ontology annotation, molecular function: copper ion binding. The coding region runs from base 227 to 619 and encodes 130 amino acids. The transcript has 5 exons. Lineage: Eukaryota; Metazoa; Chordata; Actinopteri; Cypriniformes; Cyprinidae. The record is from RefSeq and is a predicted model, not a curated record. Gene Ontology annotation, biological process: response to metal ion.
GUAACGUGUUUGUUUUCUUCAUUAAGCACAGAUCCGGAUCAAAUGACGAAUAAAUAGCGUUGGAACGCACAACAGUUCUGUUCGAGCUCAGUGUUCACGACACACACUUUUAUUGAUCAGAUACACACGACAUGAGCAGCUGUCAUGUUUUCUGUUGUCCAAACAUCAUGAACCCCGAAGGUAAGAGAGUGCUGAGGAGUAACGCUGUGCUGUACCUGCGCAGGUGAUGAGAUUGGACCUGGCUGCAGUCGGAGCGCUGAAGCUUUGCUGUCUGUCGGUUCUGCUGGCUGGUUUGAUGCUGCCGGUGCUGCGGCGGCUGGGAUUGAGAGUGUUCUCGAUGGCGUCAGACUCGUAUUCGUCCGGCACACACUCCGCAGCUUUCGUCACCUGCCCCAACGACACGGUGGCCAAAGAGCUGGCCAGGUACGAGUGGCAGGGGAAGAUCGAGGAGGACAGUGAAGUUCUGCUGAUGAUUAAGACGAGAAGUUCAACGAUUCCUGCUCUUGCUGAAUAUGUCCGGUCGAAGCAUCCGUAUGAAGUGGCCGAGGUCAUCAGUUUACCCAUCGAUCAGGGAAACCCGCCGUAUCUCAAGUGGAUCGGAGACAUCGUGCCCGAGUGAAGCGCCGUCAUCAUACAGCAAUUGCAUCGCAGACUAUACUCUCAUCAUUUGAGUUCUGUUUCUCUCCACCAUAAAAUGUUCUUUGCAACUGCAGUGAAUAUUAAAGAUUUUGUUCCAGAUUAACAGUUUGAUAUGAUCUGUAUUAAAAGGUAACUGUCAGCAAAA